AUGCUUGAAGCAGUGACUUCUGAAAUUGCGACAUGGUUGCGAUACGACAACAAUACGAAAGAGGACGCCAGCAGUAUCCAUCGCUGGACCAAGCAUCGACUAGUGUUUGAUAUCCUGUACUAUCACACACUGGCUGUUCUGCUGCUCGAGGAAAUAGACUGCUUCUUUAAUGGAAAGAGCUUUGAUAUGGCUAACGUUGACCACUGCGAGCAGGAGGCUUGGAUGCUGCUUGGAUAUGCCUGCGAUUUAUUGGAAAGCGAGUUCGAGCCAAAGUUUCCUGCUGUACAAUUUGUCGAAAUUCGAGGUGAUGACGAGGCGAACGAGGCAUUCUGGGAAGAGAUCGAGGAGAACGCGACAGAUGUCAAGGCCCGCGACAGCCUAGCGUGGUGCCUUGCUAUGAUGGACAAGACAGAUGACGCACUACCGGUCAUCAAGAUCUUUCUGGACGACAUGGUCCCUAAAGGCAGGAGGAAAGCAGACGUGCUCGAUAACCAGGGGAGCAGAUUUCGACCAUUCGCUCACGAGUCACCAAUACGCCUGCUUCAGAUAGUGGCCUGGCUGCUCAACUUUGUGCAAAAUUGCCGAGGACAGAAUUUGGGAGCCUUCACCACAAGACAGUGCAGAAAGGCGGAUUGUGGCAUGCAUGGACUACAGGCCAGAUUUGACGUAGUCAACAUGCAGAUCGAGGAGUCAGUAGCCACCGCCCUUUUUGGAAAAGCGAUGAGGGCCGUUGUGAAGUACUUGGAGGCAAUAGCCGAAAGCUCGAGCAAGCAUAUUGUCGCAUCGCCCCCGUCAAAGGACGAGCUCAAGCGAUCAAGGAAGGUUCGAAAGGCAACCGAAGGGCGUACUCGAUUGCCAGCAUGUACUGAGCAUUCGCGUGCACUAUUGCAUCUGGAGAACGCUGUUUCCGGAACAGGGCUCUGGCUCGAGGCGUGUAAAGCUGAAAACCGAGGACUUCAUAAGAACAAUGUGUGCUUGGCCGUUUGA
Lithohypha guttulata is the source of this 987-nucleotide messenger RNA. RefSeq lists its product as uncharacterized. The transcript is spliced from 3 exons. The record is from RefSeq and is a predicted model, not a curated record. NCBI's taxonomy places the organism in Eukaryota, Fungi, Ascomycota, Eurotiomycetes, Chaetothyriales, Trichomeriaceae. Bases 1 to 987 code for a protein of 328 amino acids.